Molecule: messenger RNA, 525 nt
Organism: Phoenix dactylifera (date palm)
Lineage: Eukaryota; Viridiplantae; Streptophyta; Magnoliopsida; Arecales; Arecaceae
Source: RefSeq, a predicted model, not a curated record
AUGCCAUCAGAAACAUUCCUGAUUGCCGUAAGUGGCAUUCUCUUUACGUCCAUCAUGGAAUCCAGCCAGUCUAAGGCCGUCUUCCAGGUCCAAGCAUAUAAGAUUCCACCAGAUCUUAAUGAUUAUACCCGCCUCAGAACUUCAAGAUCAAUGGCUUCCUCCCUUGCAACCAAAGAUGCUACUUUGUCCGAAGAAGACCACAUUCUUAGGAUCAUUGUGGACUUUGACAACUUCAGGAAAAGAACGGAGAAAGAAGGGCUUUCUUUGAUGACAAAAGCGCAAGGACAAGUUAUAGAAAGCUUAUUGCCUGUUCUAGACAAUUUUGAAAGAGAUAAAACUCAGAUAAAGGUGGAGACAGGGAGAAGAAAAAAAGUACACAACAGUUAUCAGAGCAUCUACGAACAGUUUCUGGAGAUUUUGAGCUCAUUGGGUGUUGAAAGGGUGGAAACUGUCGGCAAUCCAUUUGAUCCUUUGGAUUUUGAGAAUAAGAUGAAAUUCAGCAAGCUGGCCAUGGAAAUUCAGUAA